UCUCUCUAUAUAUAUAUAUAUAUAUAUAUCACCAACCUCACUAUGCUCUUUGAGAGCAGACAAUGGGAGCAUAUCAAUAACUUUAACCCUGCCCACUUCCUGAACGAUGAGUUUGUGAAACCAGACGCCUAAUAAUAAAUAGCUUCUGACACCAGUUCUAUCAAUCACACCCUUGCAGUUGAAUGAGAGGAGGCGAGGGUAGACUAUCGAGAUGCAGCCUAAGGUUUGGUGUGCAACCUAACUAUGGUUCGAGAGGCUAUGGCCACAUUAGAAUGUGAGUCAGGAAUACUGUCAUCUUUAUUUCUAAAGCGAAACUGAGCUGCUCAGUGGGUCUACAGGUGUCUGAGGUUUGCUAUGUACAUUGUUUGUCACUGGCGUUUGGUUAUGACUUUAUAUAACUGUUGUUAGUAAUGUAUACAUGACAAGUCAGGCAUCAGCCACCUCUGGGCAAGAAGCUUGUUUUAAUAAGCAAACAGUGAGAGACAAAGAGAACAGUAACAGUGAAAUAUGAUGCAACUAGAGGCCAGUGAGGUUUCGUACUCUACUAUACACUGUAUUCAGCAAUCAAAAUGUAACUCAUAAUCUGGUGUGUGUGUGUCAGGUUCUUGUGUGUGUGUGUCAGGUUCUCUUGUGUGUGUGUCAGGUUCUCUUGUGUGUGUACCGGGGAGCUGCUGGCACGCAUGGAUCUCUUCCUCAUCCUGGUCACUCUGCUGCGGUGAUUCCACUUCCUGUGGCCAGAGGAUGCUGGGAAGCCAGACUGCCCAAACCCAACAGGGUAUUAGUCAGACUGAGAGGAAACCAGAGAGCCUGAUGGAGCAAGUGUUACCCUAAAAUAUGUCCCCACAUGAUUCUGGGGCUACCACAUCUCCAAUCUCUCUGCCAGAGCAAGAAAAACACAAACUCUUCUGUUGGAGAAGUGUCAGGUCAGUCAGCAGGAUGUACCAGCAUGGUGGAGGUCAUGGAGGAGGUCCUCAGGAGGUCGCGCUAACAGACGAAGAGAAGGAGAUCAUCAACAGUGUUCUGGCUCGGGCUGAGACCAUAGAGGCCAUGGAGCAGGAGAGGAUCGGGCGUUUUGCCACUAGGUUGGACAGUAUGAAGAAGACUGCGUGUGGAGAUGGUCAGUCUCGUUGUCUGCUGUGUGGAGAGACGUUUGGACAGCAGGGAGUCACCUCUGUACUCUGUUCCUACUGCAAGAAGCACAUGUGCAGUAAGUGUGGGAUUCAGAACAGCCGUUCGUCAUCUCCAGUGUGGGUUUGUAGGAUCUGCAGUGAACAUCAAGAAAUGUUGAAGCGUUCUGGAGCAUGGUUCUUUAAGGGACAACCCCAGCAAGUCCUCCCUGCUCCCCUGCCCAUCUCCAGGCCCAGAGGGACAGGUUCAGAGAGCCCCCGUACCCAGACCCCUACCCAUUCCCACCACCAGCCCAGUGCCCAGCCCUAUCCCCGUACCCAGCCCAGCUACCAGUCAGACCCUGGUGCGGAGGACUACACAGAGCGGCAGGAGCAGCAGGAUAACUCCUACUCCAACAUACAAAACCAAGAGCCCACUGAUGAGCCCCCAUACUCCAGUUCGGAGCAACAGGACCCAGAGGGCAAUAGCUCUGCUCAGACACUAGAGGGUGUUGCUGAGGCCCAGGUUAGCCCUGCCGUGGUGGAGGAAGUGGUGAAGAUGGAAAGACAGUUAGGCUCCAGACCUCCCACAGUCAGGGGAAGAGAGAACCCACCAGCUCCAGCUGACACAGUCACAGCACAGGCCCCUGCACCACAGAAGAGCAGAUGCCCACAGCAGAGAGAGGAGAGAGCGCCACCUCUAGUCAGGGAGGAGAAACCCACUCCUGCCCCCAAAACCAGCAUGGCACCACCAACAGGCCCCGCUCCCAACGAAGACAAUGACAACGAAUACGACUCUGAUGAAUCCACCACGCUGGGGUUGCUGGAGUUCAUUCUGCAUUAUGAACAGGGGAACAAAACGCUGCACUGCAACAUAGUCAAAGCCAAGGGUUUAAAGCCGAUGGACUCUAACGGACUAGCAGACCCCUACGUCAAGCUCCACCUCUUACCUGGAGCCAGUAAGUCUAACAAGCUGCGUACUAAGACCCUGAAGGGCACUCUGAACCCAGUGUGGAAUGAGACUCUAGUGUACCACGGUAUCACUGAUGAUGACAUGCAGCGCAAAACACUACGGCUGUCGGUGAGUGAUAUGGACAAGUUCGGACACAAUGAGUUCAUAGGAGAGACGCGUGUUGCUCUGAAGAAACUCAAAGCCAACCAGAUGAAGAACUACAGCGUGUGUCUAGAGAGGGUGGUCCAGGUGAAGAAGGCAGGCACAGGAGGUUCAGCCCGGGGCAUGGCUCUCUACGAGGAGGAGGUAAAGGAGGAUGAAGCAGAGGAGAGGGGUCGUGUCCUGGUCUCUUUAACCUACAGCACCCAGCAGGGUCGUCUGAUAGUGGGAGUGGUGCGCUGUGCUCACCUGGCAGCUAUGGACUCUAAUGGAUACUCAGACCCUUUCGUCAAGAUCUGCCUGAAACCAGACAUGGGGAAGAAAGCCAAGAACAAGACACAGAUCAAGAAGAAGACCCUCAACCCAGAGUUCAAUGAGGAGUUCAGCUAUGAGAUCAAACAUGGUGAGCUGGCCAAGAAGAUCCUGGACAUCUCCGUUUGGGACUAUGACAUGGGAACAUCCAACGAUUUCAUUGGUGGAUGCCAGCUGGGCAUCACAGCCAAGGGGGAGUGUCUGAAGCACUGGUACGAAUGUCUCAAGAACAAAGACAAGAAGAUCGAGCGCUGGCACGUCCUCCUAAAUGACAACACCGCCAAAGACACGGACGACUGAGAGACAACCUCGUCCUCCUCCUCCCUUGUCUUCUUCUUCCUCCCAUUUCCUCUUCCUCCUCCCUCCUAAAAAGCGUUUUCUAAUUUCUUAUUAAAUAUAAUAUGUUGUCUUCCAAUCAUCCAAUUGUUUUUAAAAGUAUUUAAAUUGUAAAGUAUUUUUGUCUAAUGUUGUUUCGUUACGUGUCGGAACCCAGGAAGACAAGCUGUCUCCAUUGGAGUCGGCAAAUGGGAUCCUAAUAAAAUCACAAAUCAUAAUCUAGGUCUUCCAACUUUCAGUAAUGUGAACCUGAAUUAGCAGCAAAUUAAGGCUCUCACACUUUUUACAACUUCAUUCUUCUUGUGCAGACAUAAUUCUUAUUGGAUUCAUGUACUUAUCAACACAGUAUUUCCAGUGAAACAUAAAGAAACUGCAACAGAAUAUCUCCCGUAUUUCAGGCAUGCUUUACUGCUUCUGGGGGAAAGUGAUCUCUUUCACUUAUCUCUAAAACCUGGAAACCGGAUUUCAAUGAACAGGGUGCUAAAGUAUGUUGUUAAACAAUGUGUUGUUACACCAUCCUUACCUAUCUGUCUCAACGCAAGGAAUUCCCCUCCUCUCUUACCAUAGGCAUGAUAUAGAUUACAUCAUAUAGAUUGCAUCAUUGUCUCUGACCCCCACCCUGGAUUUUGCUGUACAAUGUUAUGAUGUGGUCAUAAUCUGUGUUCUAAACUUCAAUACUGUGAUGUUAUGACACAGUCAUACAGAUGUAGGAUCUUAAUUGUAUCACUCUUUUGUUGCUGAGAAUUAUCCUGCUAUGCAGUAGUGUAUUUGAGUUUUAAAAAGGCUUCUAAAGUUUGUAAUUUCCACUUUGAAAUGUCAGACUUGAUUUGCUGUAACGGCUGUUGUUGGUGGA
Messenger RNA from Oncorhynchus nerka (sockeye salmon), 3718 nucleotides. Its product is annotated as double C2-like domain-containing protein beta. Bases 835 to 2829 code for a protein of 664 amino acids. Gene Ontology annotation, cellular component: membrane. The transcript is spliced from 17 exons. NCBI's taxonomy places the organism in Eukaryota, Metazoa, Chordata, Actinopteri, Salmoniformes, Salmonidae. Gene Ontology annotation, molecular function: small GTPase binding. Gene Ontology annotation, biological process: intracellular protein transport. The record is from RefSeq and is a predicted model, not a curated record.